This is a messenger RNA of Manis pentadactyla (Chinese pangolin), 936 nucleotides long. RefSeq names its product olfactory receptor 4D9-like. Bases 1 to 936 code for a protein of 311 amino acids. The record is from RefSeq and is a predicted model, not a curated record. Gene Ontology annotation, molecular function: olfactory receptor activity; G protein-coupled receptor activity. Gene Ontology annotation, cellular component: membrane. Gene Ontology annotation, biological process: G protein-coupled receptor signaling pathway. The transcript has a single exon. Lineage: Eukaryota; Metazoa; Chordata; Mammalia; Pholidota; Manidae.
AUGGAGCAGGGAAAUUACAGUCGGGUGAAAGAAUUUGUUUUUCAAGGACUGACCCAGUCCCAAGAGUUGAGCUUCAUCUUAUUUCUUUUGUUAUUUUUUGUGUACAUGACAACCCUUCUGGGAAAUGCUGCCACCACGGUCACUGUGACCUGGGAGUCUCACCUUCACACCCCCAUGUACUUCCUGCUCCAAAAUCUCUCGGUCCUGGACAUCUGCUUCUCCUCCGUCACUGCUCCAAAGGUCCUGGUGGACCUGCUCUCAAGGAGAAAGACCAUCUCCUUCAACGGCUGCAUCACACAGAUGUUCUUCUUCCACCUCCUCGGUGGGGCAGACAUUUUCUCUCUCUCUGUGAUGGCCUUUGACCGCUACGUGGCCAUCUCCAAGCCCCUGCACUACGUGACCAUCAUGAGUCGGGGGCGGUGCUCUGCCCUCAUCGUGGCCUCCUGGGCGGGGGGCUUUGUCCACUCCAUCGUGCAGGUUUCCCUGCUGCUGGCCCUCCCCUUCUGUGGACCUAACGUUAUGGAUGGCUUCUACUGCGAUGUCCCCCAGGUCCUCAAACUCGCCUGCACCAACACCUCUGCACUGGAGCUCCUGAUGAUUUCCAACAAUGGUUUGGUCACUACCCUGUGGUUUUUCCUUCUUCUUGUGUCCUACACAGUCAUUCUGACGAUGCUGAGGUCCCAGGCAGGGGAGGGCAGGAGGAAAGCCAUCUCCACCUGCACCGCCCACAUCACUGUGGUGACCCUGCAUUUUGUGCCCUGCAUCUACGUCUACGCCCGGCCCUUCACUGCCCUCCCCACAGACAAGGCCAUCUCUGUCAUCUUCACUGUCAUCUCCCCUCUGCUGAACCCCCUGAUCUACACCCUGAGGAACCAGGAGAUGAAGUCGGCCAUGAGGAGACUGAAGGGAAGACUCAGACCCUCCAAAAAGGAAUAG